AGACGGUCUUCUUAAGCUCCGGACUUCCUUCCUGCCCUCCAAAUCCGACUUUUUCAACCACACACGAUACCCCUCCCACCCGAAUUGAAUACGCCAGUUUGAGGAUACAGAACCUCACUGCGUUGGAGCACAUUACCACUUUUCCCUUUAUUUUCUGCCGCAUUGCUUGACUUGAAGCAAUAACCACAACUCUCCCGCCAUGGCUCGUUCAAGGAGCUCAAUGGCCCUGGGCCUGGGACUCCUUUGUUGGAUCGCCCUGAUCUUCUCUCCUGCCGCCUUUGUCCAGACUGUCAGCGCAGAUGAUGUCGACAACUACGGCACCGUCAUUGGUAUUGAUUUGGGAACCACCUACAGCUGUGUCGGUGUGAUGCAGAAGGGCAAGGUCGAGAUUCUCGUCAACGAUCAGGGUAACCGAAUCACUCCCUCUUACGUCGCCUUCACCGAGGACGAGCGCCUCGUUGGUGACUCCGCCAAGAACCAGGCCGCCUCUAACCCCACCAACACUGUCUUCGACGUCAAGCGUCUCAUCGGUCGCAAGUUCUCGGAUAAGGAUGUCCAGUCCGAUAUGAAGCACUUCCCCUACAAGGUCGUCUCUCGCGAUGGCAAGCCUGUCGUCCAGGUCCAGGUCGACGGUGCUGCCAAGCAGUUCACUCCCGAAGAAGUCUCUGCCAUGAUCCUUGGCAAGAUGAAGGAGGUCGCCGAGUCCUACCUCGGCAAGAAGGUCACCCACGCCGUCGUUACUGUCCCCGCCUACUUCAACGACAACCAGCGACAGGCCACCAAGGACGCCGGUGUCAUUGCCGGUCUCAACGUCCUCCGAGUUGUCAACGAGCCCACCGCCGCCGCCAUCGCGUACGGCCUGGACAAGACCGACGGUGAGCGACAGAUCAUUGUCUACGAUCUCGGUGGUGGUACUUUCGAUGUCUCUCUCCUGUCCAUUGACCAGGGUGUCUUCGAGGUCCUGGCUACCGCCGGUGACACCCACUUGGGUGGUGAGGAUUUCGACCAGCGUGUCAUCAACCACUUCGCCAAGACCUACAACAAGAAGAACAACGUCGACAUCACCAAGGACCUCAAGGCCAUGGGCAAGUUGAAGCGUGAGGCCGAGAAGGCCAAGCGUACCCUGUCUUCUCAGAUGAGCACCCGCAUUGAGAUCGAGGCUUUCUUCGAGGGCAACGACUUCUCCGAGACUCUUACCCGCGCCAAGUUUGAGGAGCUCAACAUGGAUCUUUUCAAGAAGACCAUCAAGCCCGUUGAGCAGGUUCUCAAGGAUGCCAAUGUCAAGAAGGUCGAGAUCGACGACAUUGUCCUCGUCGGUGGUUCUACCCGUAUCCCCAAGGUUCAGUCCCUCAUUGAGGAGUACUUCAACGGCAAGAAGGCCUCCAAGGGUAUCAACCCUGAUGAGGCUGUUGCUUUCGGUGCUGCCGUCCAGGCUGGUGUUCUUUCCGGCGAGGAGGGUACUGAGGAGCUCGUCCUCAUGGAUGUCAACCCCCUGACUCUCGGUAUCGAGACCACCGGUGGUGUCAUGACCAAGCUCAUCGGCCGCAACACCCCUAUCCCUACUCGCAAGAGCCAGAUCUUCUCUACCGCUGCCGAUAACCAGCCCGUUGUCCUGAUUCAGGUCUACGAGGGUGAGCGAUCUCUCACCAAGGACAACAACCUCCUCGGAAAGUUCGAGCUUACUGGCAUCCCCCCCGCUCCCCGUGGUGUUCCCCAGGUCGAGGUCUCCUUCGAACUUGAUGCCAAUGGCUUGCUCAAGGUCAGCGCCCAUGACAAGGGCACUGACAAGCAGGAGACUAUCACCAUCACCAACGACAAGGGCCGUCUUACUCAGGAGGAGAUUGACCGUAUGGUCGCCGAGGCUGAGAAGUACGCCGAGGAGGACAAGGCUACCCGUGAGCGUAUCGAGGCCCGAAACGGCCUUGAGAACUAUGCCUUCAGCCUCAAGAACCAGGUCAAUGAUGAGGAGGGCCUUGGUGGCAAGAUUGACGAGGAGGAUAAGGAGACUAUUCUCGAUGCCGUCAAGGAGGCUACCGAGUGGCUCGAGGAGAACGGCGCUGACGCCACCACCGAGGACCUCGAGGAGCAGAAGGAGAAGCUGUCCAACGUCGCCUACCCCAUCACCUCCAAGAUGUACCAGGGUGCUGGUGGCUCUGGUGGCGAGGAUCAGGCUGAGGAUUUCCACGAUGAGCUUUAA
This is a messenger RNA of Ilyonectria robusta, 2197 nucleotides long. Its product is annotated as molecular chaperone bip1. Gene Ontology annotation, biological process: cellular response to unfolded protein; protein refolding; endoplasmic reticulum unfolded protein response. The transcript has 5 exons. Gene Ontology annotation, cellular component: cytoplasm; endoplasmic reticulum lumen; membrane. Gene Ontology annotation, molecular function: misfolded protein binding; ATP hydrolysis activity; ATP-dependent protein folding chaperone. Lineage: Eukaryota; Fungi; Ascomycota; Sordariomycetes; Hypocreales; Nectriaceae. The coding region runs from base 200 to 2197 and encodes 665 amino acids. The record is from RefSeq and is a predicted model, not a curated record.